GCGCAGUCAGACGUGUGUGUGCGUUUCAGAGCAGAGAGCAGAGAAGCUGUCAAAAAAAAAGCUGGCUGAAAGGCGAUUCUCCAAAUAAUUGCAUCAUAGUUUCCAGAAACGUGAUUUUCGUGAAUCGUGCUUUAAUUUCACACCGAGUCCCAGCGCAGUGUAGAAGAAAAUGUUGAAGGCAGCGAAAUUCGUGACCCGCGCCCUGACGGAGAACCGUUCUCUGUUGCAGAAUGGAGGAAUCCUCGGCAACAGCAUGCAGGCUCGGCUCAAGUCCGACACGGUGAAGGGUGCCGUCAUCGGUAUCGAUCUGGGAACGACCAACUCGUGCGUGGCCGUCAUGGAGGGCAAACAGGCCAAGGUAAUCGAAAAUGCCGAAGGUGCCCGCACAACUCCAUCGCACGUGGCCUUCACCAAGGAUGGCGAACGGCUGGUCGGUAUGCCAGCGAAACGUCAGGCUGUCACAAACUCGGUAAACACCUUCUACGCCACCAAACGAUUGAUCGGCCGUCGCUUCGAGGAUCCGGAAAUCAAGAAGGACAUGAAGAACCUGUCCUACAAGGUGGUGAAGGCUUCCAAUGGUGAUGCCUGGGUUCAGGGCGGUGACGGUAAGGUCUACUCGCCCAGUCAGAUUGGUGCCUUCGUGCUGAUGAAGAUGAAGGAAACGGCCGAAGCCUAUCUGAACACCAACGUUAAGAAUGCCGUCGUUACGGUGCCAGCUUACUUCAACGACUCUCAGCGUCAGGCUACCAAGGACGCUGGACAGAUUGCCGGUCUGAAUGUGUUGCGUGUGAUCAACGAACCAACGGCCGCUGCGCUGGCCUAUGGUAUGGACAAGAGCGAAGAUAAGAUCAUUGCUGUAUACGAUUUGGGAGGUGGUACUUUCGAUAUUUCGAUCCUUGAGAUCCAAAAGGGUGUAUUCGAGGUCAAGUCGACCAAUGGUGACACUAUGCUGGGAGGAGAGGACUUCGAUCACCACAUUGUGAACUACUUGGUUCAGGAAUUCAAGAAAGACCAGGGAGUUGACAUCACCAAGGAUGCCAUGGCCAUGCAGCGUCUGAAGGAAGCCGCUGAAAAGGCCAAGUGCGAGCUGUCUUCGUCCGUGCAGACCGAUAUCAAUCUGCCGUACAUCACCAUGGAUGCCUCUGGACCGAAGCAUUUGAACCUGAAGUUCACUCGUGCCAAGCUGGAACAGUUGGUUGGAGAUUUGAUCAAGCGCACGAUCGGCCCCUGCCAGAAGGCUCUGGCGGAUGCCGAGGUGGCCAAGUCGGACAUCGGCGAGGUUCUGCUGGUCGGUGGUAUGUCCCGUAUGCCAAAGGUUCAGCAAACCGUGCAGGAUAUCUUCGGUCGCCAGCCUUCCCGUGCCGUGAAUCCGGAUGAGGCUGUCGCCGUCGGUGCUGCCGUGCAGGGUGGUGUCCUGGCUGGUGACGUUACCGAUGUGCUGCUGCUGGACGUCACUCCUCUGUCGUUGGGUAUCGAAACCCUUGGCGGUGUGUUCACCCGGUUGAUCACUCGUAAUACCACCAUUCCAACGAAGAAGUCGCAGGUCUUCUCGACGGCCGCCGAUGGUCAGACCCAGGUUGAAAUCAAGUGCCACCAGGGAGAGCGUGAGAUGGCCGCCGACAACAAGAUGCUGGGAUCGUUCACAUUGGUUGGUAUUCCACCGGCACCUCGCGGUGUACCACAGAUUGAGGUCGUGUUCGAUAUCGACGCCAACGGUAUUGUGCAUGUGUCGGCCAGAGACAAGGGAACCGGAAAGGAACAGCAAAUCGUCAUCCAAUCAUCCGGUGGUCUGAGCAAGGACGAAAUCGAAAACAUGGUCAAGAACGCCGAACAGUACGCCGCCACCGACAAGCUGAAGAAGGAACGCAUCGAGGCAAUCAACCAGGCCGAAGGUAUUGUGCACGACACCGAAUCCAAGAUGGAGGAAUUCAAAGAACAGUUGCCCAAGGAUGAGUGCGACAAACUGCGCGAAGAAAUCGCCAAGGUGCGUGAAAUCCUGGUCAACAAGGAUGAAGCCGAUCCAGAGGAAAUCCGCAAGACCGUCAGCACCCUGCAGCAGUCCUCCCUGAAACUGUUCGAGAUGGCUUACAAGAAGAUGGCUUCCGAGCGGGAAAGCAGCGGUAGCAGCUCAAGCAGCAGUAGCAGCAGCAGUAGCGAAGAUAGCGCAGAGAAGAAGGAAAACAAAAACUAAGCGUGUAAGACGUUUCCCAUCUCUCCUUUCCUAACUUCUUCUAAUCAACAAAAUAUCCUGUAAAAUAUAGUUGUAGACUUGAUAGCGUUUAGCAAAAUUUCGCCGGACAUUGGAACAAACCGCAACACUCAACACAACAACAGAACAGCACACAUACAAUUUAUUUAGGAACUAGAGUUACUCUACUAGUUGUGGUAGGAAGAGCUGUCUGUUUGGAAGCCUUUAGCGAGUAAGCCAGUUUUUUUUUCGUGCGUACCAGCCACAAGAGGACAUCUCGGAAAUUGCAUUAGGACACGCGUUCGUACAUACUCCCCCACUUAAAAUAGUCAGCCAUUGCUUCAGAAUCUGUGUUAUCAAUUAUCUUUCGUCCAGUGGGGUUCCAUGUGUUAGUUAUUUUUUAUUGUUUUAUUACAAUUGUUAGUGAGUACAAAAGAUGAGGACGAAACAGAACAUCAAUUCCAAGCAAAACAAAAUAGCUAUCGAAGGUUUGAAUAUCGUCUCCCAGUUGGUUGUUACAUGGGCGAGAAAGAAACGUAGUUAUUUCUGAGCAUCCUUCCGUUUGUGUGUGAGAGUACUCUGGCUUCUCUUUGGCGGCUUGGUAGGUAAGAGAAAUUAUCGAAUAAUGUUGAUCAUUAUGUUUCGACUCUGAAAACCAAAUGAUAACCUAAUAAUUAUAUUGAACGAAUUUACUCGUUUGAAAACAAGAUUAUGAAAAGCUGUUGUAGAUAAAACUGAACUGCUGUGGCAUACCAGUGAAGGAAGACAUCGCUGCUCGAUGGAAAUGAUUUUUACUGCAAUAUGAAUAAGAAUACCAUAAUGUGAACCGUG
Molecule: messenger RNA, 3019 nt
Organism: Ochlerotatus camptorhynchus
Lineage: Eukaryota; Metazoa; Arthropoda; Insecta; Diptera; Culicidae
Gene: Hsc70-5
Product: Heat shock protein 70 cognate 5
Exons: 7
Coding region: 170-2191 (673 amino acids)
Biological process (GO): protein folding
Cellular component (GO): cytoplasm; mitochondrion
Molecular function (GO): ATP binding; ATP-dependent protein folding chaperone
Source: RefSeq, a predicted model, not a curated record